AUGUGCUUUCAGAUCCCACUGGCGCAUCUUCAUGCAACGUCCAACGCCACAGAAUAUACUGCUGUUGAUCCCACUGGGCAGAUCAAUCUACGGACAACAUAUCUUGAUGGGACACCAGCUGGCGCUACCCCAGAACUCGAGCUUGGCGUCAACACUGACCUCUUUGAGGAUCCUUGGAACGAGUCUCAGAACGACACUUCAUUCCUUGAUACAGAGCCUUACAACAUCACAGGUUCAAAAGAAAUACAACAGCGGACAGUUGGAAAGGAUGACCCCAUUCGUAUUUGGAUCUCUGAACGUCAAACUUAUCUUGAUGAAUUCAUCCGCUUGGAAGGACGUGGUGACACAUGUCACUCGUGCCAUAGCUGUGGCAAUUCAAAUGCAGUAUUUCGUUGCGAAGACUGCUUUUCUGUCGCAUUAUACUGCCAGUCAUGUGUUAUGAACCUCCACCAGAACAUGCCCCUGCAUCGGCUGAAGAAAUGGCAUGACGGCGCUGGUCAGCGCUGCCGCAAACCAAAACCAGCCUUUGACGAUGAUUUUACCGUCAUUGAUGUUCACGGAAUCCAUGAAGUCGCUCUUGACUUCUGUAAUUCAACAUCCACAGACCCACGAACAGCUGCGACAUUUACUGUUCUCGAACACUUCCACUUGCUCUCGUUUGAGUCCAAGGUAUCUGCAUUCGAGUUUUACCACUGCGUUGCACGUCGGAGUGACAACACAGGCGUCAAGCCUAUCAAGGAUCGAUAUUCUGUCUUUUUGCGAAUGAUGGCGGAGUGGCGCAACCUCAAGGCACUAAAACGGGCAGGUCGUGGGCAUGACCCAGCUGGAGUUAGCGCUACCAAAGAAGGAGAAAUUGUGGUUCUGUGCCCCGCUUGCCCUCACCCUGGUAAAAAUGUGCCUGAGACAUUAGAGGACGUCUCACCUGGGAACCGAUGGAUCUACUCACUCUUUUUGGCUAUAGACGCCAACUUUCGUCUGAAACGCAGACUGGUAUCCAGCGAUGACAGGGACCCUGGAUUGAGCCAGGGGUGGGGUUACUUCGUCAAAGAAAGUAACUACAAGGCGUACCUUCGAGAAAAUGCAAGUCUAGCACAAGAGAAAAGUAAUUGUGUUAGCCAUAACGCGGUCAAUAUGGCGGACACGAAAUCUUCCAAGGGACUCGCAGCAACGGGUGUCGGCACUGUGGUUUGCGCUAGGCAUGACAUGCGGUUAGCAAAUGGUGUCGGGGAUCUUCAGAAAGGGGAAAAUCUUCUCCGCACUUUCACGCUUUUCAUCAAUCCAUCUGUCAAUUUCUCCUACAAUAUCGCAUGUCAGUGGCACAAAAAGCUUUGGCAUCGUGUGUCGACUGCUCUUCCCUUACGGCUUCAUCCCAGUAGCACUCAACAAUACAGGUUUUUCAUUCCAAAAUUCCAUCUCGCAGCACACAUUGCCGCCUGUCAGACGACUUUUUCAUUCAAUUGGUCUCCUUACGUUGGACGGACUGAUGGAGAAGCGCCGGAGCGCGGUUGGGCUGACAUAAACCGUGUUGCUGCAAGCACAAAGGAGAUGGCACCUGGUACACGUCGAGAUGUCUUAGACGACCAUUUUGGGGACUGGAAUUGGAAAAAAGUGACAGGUCUUGGUCGAACACUACUACGUAAAAUAACAGAUGCUACACAUGCUGAACGGGACCAUCGCCAUGCCUUGGCGGACUUGGAGGGAUCCAUCAAAGAGUCAGAGUUGGGCGCUGUGUCACUCGUGGCAUGGACUGAAGAAGUCGUCGCUUGGGAGAGCGAUCAUACGAAACCCAACCCCUUCAACAGUCAAAGUCAAGAAAUGACCCAAGCCGCUGUUCGUUUAGCGCUCAUUCAACAAGACGCAAAAGAUUUGGAAGAAGGAUCGUCAAUUUCCCUCCAUUCAGAGGUGACACCUAGUAUCCUCAUUAGCACAGGCUUGGACCUUGAGAAUGCGCAACGACGUUUAUGGGUAGAUAAUGCAGGUCUCACCCAACAUUCAACCAACAAUCAGCAAACGAAGAUUCUGAUGCGCAGAAAUGCUCUCCAACGCCGCAUUGAUUCAUGGAUUGACAUACAGGUCCUGUACAUGCCCUCCGUCGCUCACUUCCAUGCCACUGGUCUCUCUCUGUCUGACGAGGGCACCGUUGAUGAAACCACCGGCUGUCCAAAAGCCAAACUCAACUCUAUCAAAGCCGAGGAUAUCCCACUAUUUCUUCCAUCUUCCAUCUGUAAUCUGACAACGUGCGACACAAAAUUGCUCGAGGUUGAGUGGUCGUUACGCUUGGCGCAGGCUAACGAUGCGCUCGAAGGAAUGCCGCUCUCACAUCCGUCUCCGCCACCAGCUUCUACGCUUCAAGGCACAAACAAAUUCGCGGACAAAGUCUUAACACUCGUGCCCAAAAGACCAUUUCAAGCGGUUGAGGAUCGGCUCAUUCUUAGUCAUGAGAAGUAUCUUGCUGGGAGCACAAUUGCAGCCAUUGAGGAGUCUGACCUUCGGCAAUGGGGGGACCUGGAGGUCGCAAUCAAGGCACAGCGAUCAUGUCAUGGAUUUGGCAUGUACACGGAAUUCCUUCGGACAACGGUGACAGGUUUCAGGAUUCGCUACGCAUUGAGUGGUGCAAAACGAGGGCCAGACGCAACCGGUGGUUUGAAGAAAUCCAAUGCUUUGGAGGAGAUGCGGCGCGUCUUGGAGUUUCUCGAUUGGCAGGCUAAGUGGUGGGAAGCACGGGUCACACUGCGUGUGGCUGAGCAGUCUGAGGACAACGAGGGCUUGGUGGCGUACGCAAAACGCCAGGCUGCCAUCCGUCGAUCCCUAGAGGCUAAUGCACCGGCAGAAGAAGGUCCUUCUAUUGAUGCACCCCCGCAUGGAGAUCUCGAUGACUUAGACUAA
Molecule: messenger RNA, 2886 nt
Organism: Suillus clintonianus
Lineage: Eukaryota; Fungi; Basidiomycota; Agaricomycetes; Boletales; Suillaceae
Exons: 15
Coding region: 1-2886 (961 amino acids)
Source: RefSeq, a predicted model, not a curated record